Messenger RNA from Plasmodium reichenowi, 2316 nucleotides. RefSeq lists its product as hypothetical. NCBI's taxonomy places the organism in Eukaryota, Apicomplexa, Aconoidasida, Haemosporida, Plasmodiidae. The transcript has a single exon. The coding region runs from base 1 to 2316 and encodes 771 amino acids. The record is from RefSeq and is a predicted model, not a curated record.
AUGGUAAAUUUACAAAAAUCUAGUGUUUCGAAUAACGAACUCUCAUAUGAUCCUAUUAACAGAAAUAAAUAUGAAGCUUGUACAAAAGUAUACAAUUAUAAAUUGUCUGACUUAACUACACACGGAAAACAUGAGAACUUGGAUGAUUUAAUACAGAAUAGAACUAACGAUAUAUAUAAUAAUGAUGAUAGUUUUGUACCUUAUAGUGACUUAAAUAUCAAUAAAAAUUUCAUAAAUACAAAAUAUAAUAAUAAUAAUAAUAAUAAUAAUAAUAAUAAUAAUAAUAAUAGUAAUAGUAAUAAAGAAUGUGAUAAUAAUAAAAUGAAACAACAUAAACCUUUUAGAAGUAAUUCAUGUAACCGUAUUAAUUAUAACAACAAUAAAAUAUAUAUACAUGAAUCUACUAAUAAAUCGAAUUUAGGACAAAAUGAGAGAUAUAUGAUUAAUAAUAAUUGUGACCAAAGUGAAAUGUAUGCACAAGGUGAUGUAAAUAAUAAUAAAUUUAAUAGUGAUAUGUCAUUUCGUAAAAACACUCAACUAGCCAAUAAUUCUGAUGUAUAUGAUAAGAAGUGUGAUGAAGAAUCGAAUUAUAACCAUAACAAUAACAAUAAUAAUAAUGUUGAUAAUGUAAAUUUUUAUUAUAAUUAUGAUAAUACUAAUAAAAAUAAUAUGAACACUGAUAUUUAUAACACAUAUAAUAAUUGUAAUGAUUCAACACAUAGCAGUUAUAAUUAUAAUCAUGAUAAUAAUAAUAAUAAUAUUAAUAAUAAUAAUAAUAAUGAUUAUAAGAUAGAAGCGAAGACUUACAACCAUAUCAAUAAUAUGUCCGAAAAUGAUCAUAUAAUAAAUAAUAAUAGUGAGUUGUCCCACAAUCCUAAGAAUAAUAUACCAAAUUUAAAUUAUCCAAUAAAUAUGGAAAAUAAUAAUGUUGAGCAUGGUGAUGAAUAUAAGACGGAAAAUAAUUUUAAUUAUGUGUCACAUAAUAAUGUAAUAAGAAAAAUUUUAGAAAAUGGUCAUGAAAACUAUAAUCAUAAUAAUAAUGUGAAUAAUGUAAAAAAUGAUAACAUACAUAAUAAUAGUAAUAUUAAUAGUUAUAAUAUUUAUCCUCAUUCUGAUAUAUUAUCUGUCGCACAUGAUGAAUUUACGCACUCUAGUGCUUCGAUAAAUAGAGAAAAAAAUAUGAAACAUACAAUUAUAUUUGAUUAUGUAGAAAAUGAAAAAGAUAAAAAUAUAAAUAAAGAAAAAAAUAAAAAACAAGUGAAUACAUUUGUUCCCAAAUAUAAUAACCUUUCACCUAAAGAAAUUCAUUAUAAUUCUUUAUGUGGUAAUGAUAACAUAACAAUUUUAGAAGCUAACAAAAUUAAAUUAGAUCUCAAUAAAUUAUCAGAAGAAGAUAAAAGAAAAAAAAAUAAUGAAUUACCUGAUCAGUAUCCAUUUCAUUUAUGUAAUGAAUUUAAAAAUGACAUGCAAUCUAAAAAUAAACCUACAUAUGUAGAAAAAAUAUACCCAACAAAUUAUCAUUAUAUAAAUAACUAUAAUAAAAAUAAUGAAGACAUAUCUAUUGAACAGAGAAGAUAUAAUAUGAAUUCUAGUCAUAUAUUUGAUUAUUGUUUGGAUACAAACGAAAAAAAAUUAGAGAAAAAUUCUAUUGAAAAAAAAAAAAUAUGUAUAUAUGAAAUAAAAAAACCUGAACAAAAUAGUAUGGAUAUAGAAAAAGAACAAAAACGAAAAAUAAAUCCAAUGUAUAGUGAUUUGUUCGGAAGGAAAACACCUGAUGUUAAUGAAAAUAUAACGUAUGAAAAAAUUAUACCCACAACUAUUAAUAGUAAUUGGAUAUAUUGUCCUAUAGAUGGAAGGAAAUAUUCUGAUGGAUUAUAUUACAAAUCAUCAGAUAAUUUAGAAAAUAAUAAAAAGGAAAAUUUCCAUAGAAAAUCAUUUUUUAAACACGACGGAUAUGAUAAUACAAAACGUCUUCAAGAUGCUAUAAAAAGAGGAUCAAAAGUUUCUUUACAAGCGCAUUUACAAUCAGCUUUACAAAAUGAUAUGACUACAUAUAUACCUACAGAUUAUCAUAAUGUAGAAGCAAUAUAUUUAUCUUUAAGCAAUUUAAAAGAUUCAGUAACAGAUGAACAAAUAAAAAAACUUAUCAAAAAUAGUGGUGCACAUAUAGUUAGCUAUAUACCUGAAUAUGAUUUGUUUAGUAACAGAAGAAAAAGCAAUGCCAAAUUAUGUAUAAGAUAUAAUAUGGGAAAUAAUGGAUUAAAUUUAUUAUUAAAUAUGUUCGAACAAGUGGAUAUUAAAGUUCAUAUAAUAUAA